GUCAACUUUGAUGUCACUUUCUUCGUUCGCUUCAUGUGUCUGUAUCUGCUCCUCCUCCUCCGAGUCUGAGUCAUUGAAAUUCUUACAGUUAAAAGUUGCGAUUUUGGAGAUUAGAUUCACUUUAUCUCUUCCUGUUUCGACAUGGGUCUUUCCCAUCAUCGGUGGGUGAUGCUGCUCGUUGCUCUCGUCUUAGAGCUAUCAUGUUUCGUCUACUCAUCACGUUCUCCGCAACUCACGUGCCAUCCACGUGACAUGGAGGCCUUGCGUGACUUCAUCAACGAGCUCGAGCCGAAGCCAGAUGGUUGGGAUUUCAAUUCCUCUGCAAACUGCUGUGAAUGGGUGGGGAUCACUUGUAACUCUUCUUCUUCGCUUGGCUUAAAUGACACAGACAAGACUACGAGAAUCACCAAGCUGGAGCUUAUGAGCAGAAAAUUAUCAGGUAGAUUGUCUGAAUCUCUUGGGCUGCUGGAUCAGAUCAGAGUUCUUAAUCUCUCCAAUAAUUUCAUCUUAGGCUCGAUCCCUCCCUCUGUUUUCAGUCUGGUAAACCUGGAAACUCUAUAUUUGAGCUCUAACGGAUUGAUUGGCCAAAUCCCACAGAGCUUAAAUCUUCCUUCGCUUACAAGUAUCAAUCUUUCAUCUAACGAGUUGAAUGGUUCGCUUCCUGCGCAUGUUUGCCACAACUCCACCGAGCUUACGCUUAUAAGACUCGAUUCCAAUGGAUUUUCCGGAGAUAUUCCAUCUGGGUUCGAGAAAUGCGCUCUGCUCGAACAACUCUUCCUUGGUAGGAACAGUCUAACUGGUAAUAUACCCGAGGAUCUGUUUCGGUUUCAAAGGUUGAAUCUUUUGGAGAUUCAAGAGAACAGCCUCUUUGGUUCGCUCAGUCCUGCACUUGGUAACCUCUCUAGCCUUGCUCAUCUCGAUGUCUCUUCGAAUAGACUCUCCGGUGAAGUCCCUGAUGUGUUCAACAAAUUGGUCGAGCUCAGGUACCUCAUUGCUCACACUAAUAGAUUCACAGGAGGAAUCCCCAAGUCGUUGGCAAAUUCCCAGACUUUGAUCUUGCUUGACCUGGGGAACAACUCAUUAAGUGGUCCUUUACGUCUGAAUUGUUCUGUGAUGACUAACUUGACCUCACUUGAUCUGGGAUCCAAUAGAUUUAGUGGCUCUUUGCCUGAAAAUCUACCGGCUUGCAGAAACCUGAGGAGCAUUAAUCUUGCCCGGAACCUCUUCUAUGGCCAAGUGCCUGAGAGCUUCAAGGAUUUUCAAAGCCUUUCUUACCUGUCGCUUUCAAAUUGCAGCCUUGUUAACAUUUCAGCGACACUUCACGUCCUUCAGCACUGCAAGAACCUGACGACUCUGAUUCUCACUUUGAAUUUUCAUGGAGAGAUGCUACCUGAUGACCCGAGUCUUCAUUUCGGGAAGCUGGUGGUACUUGCUAUUCCAAACUGUAGGCUUACCGGUCAAAUUCCAAGCUGGUUGAGUAAGAGCACCCAUCUAAAGGUGUUGGAUCUAUCAUGGAACCAUUUAACUGGAGCUAUCCCGAAUUGGUUUGAUGGUUUGACCGACCUUUUCUACCUGGAUUUGUCGAAUAACUUGUUCACAAGGAAGAUCCCAAAAAGCUUAACCAGACUCCAAAGCCUCGCAAUUCGAGAUGUCUCAUUCGAUGACCCAUCUCUAGAUUUCGCAUUAUAUAAAGAGAAUGAGGACACUAGACGACUUCUGCGGUACAAACAUGUUUUCAUGUUCCCUCCAAUGCUUGACCUCAGCCAAAACAAUCUUUCUGGACCCAUAUGGAAGGAGUUUGGAAACUUAAAGAACCUCCAUGUAUUCAAUCUGAAUGCCAACACAUUAUCGGGAUCGAUCCCUAGCUCGCUUUCGGAAAUGACAAGCCUAGUGGUUCUUGUUUUGUCCAAUAACCGUAUUUCUGGUUCAAUCCCAAAAUCUCUGGAGAAUCUAACAUUACUGUCCAAGUUCAGUGUUGCUAAUAAUAGUCUCUCAGGGAAAAUCCCUUCUGGUGGUCAAUUUCAUACAUUUCCUAACUCGAGUUUCGAGGGAAACCAUCUCUGUGGUGAUUACUUUCUUCAAUGUAAAGUGAAACUACCAAGAACCAGCGAGAGUGACAGUGAUAGUGACUUUGUCUUAAAUUUUUCAUAUGGAGCAGCUCUUGGUUUCGGUUUAUCCUUGGUUGUUGUUUCUUUUCGUUGGAAGCUGUUAAGCUUUUAAUUUUCGCGGCAUCAAGUUGUUCAGCUUUUACA
This is a messenger RNA of Capsella rubella, 2252 nucleotides long. Its product is annotated as phytosulfokine receptor 1. NCBI's taxonomy places the organism in Eukaryota, Viridiplantae, Streptophyta, Magnoliopsida, Brassicales, Brassicaceae. Bases 142 to 2220 code for a protein of 692 amino acids. The record is from RefSeq and is a predicted model, not a curated record. The transcript has a single exon. Gene Ontology annotation, molecular function: protein binding.